Molecule: messenger RNA, 6766 nt
Organism: Vollenhovia emeryi
Lineage: Eukaryota; Metazoa; Arthropoda; Insecta; Hymenoptera; Formicidae
Product: proteasome activator complex subunit 4-like
Exons: 13
Coding region: 233-5836 (1867 amino acids)
Biological process (GO): proteasomal ubiquitin-independent protein catabolic process
Cellular component (GO): nucleus; cytosol
Molecular function (GO): peptidase activator activity; proteasome binding
Source: RefSeq, a predicted model, not a curated record
CUUGACGGCGCUGGCAGCAGUAGCUUCACAGUGGCAGCUCUGCCUCACGGAUUUGCAAAGUUCAUCCCGUUCGAAUUAAACAUGGCUCUCUGGAUGCAAACAUGACUCGUUGAAAUGAACGAAAAUAAGCAAGUUGUUGUUGACGCAACGUGACAGUAUUCGACCGCAUCAUCUUUCGUCGAACUUGGCUCUUGAUCGGUUCUAGCCCGGUCGCUAUUGAGGUGCUGCAGUCAUGACUGACGAGUGCAAGCUGGUAGCAAGCGAGCUGACGAUGCCGUCGUCCACGUCGUCCGAGAUGAAUCUUGCCGAGUGUCGGCCGCAAAAGGAGUUGGUGUACAAUAGAUUCUUACCCUACGCCAGUGAGCUUGAUGCGGAAUCGCGCGUGAUGCUCGCCGAAAUCAAGGCAAACCUGGGACGCGCGGUCAUGCUACGUGAAUUUAAGCCAGGAUGCAUCUUUUGGUUGCAUAGAUUGUCUAUGUAUAUAAAACUGUAUGGGUUGAAGUUUAGUAAAGAGGAUCAUAUAGCGUUUGUGAAAUUAUCGUAUCAACUUAUUACCGUACCAAAUCUGGAUCCUGACCUCAUGUAUCCAGCUUGCGUUAUAUUGAACUUAUUGUUAAAGAAAAAAAAAUUAAUCAGCCCAGACGAAUUAGAACUUCCAUGGAGGCCUUUGUAUGACAUUUUGGCGCGUCAUCUACAUCUUGAUUUACUGAAGAUGAAUCCUCUCCCUGAGUUCUUGCGUUCUGAAUUUGAAUGCACGGUCGUUUACGUAAAGAAUUACUUCCCUUUGAAUGCUACACAAGAAAUACUAGAUGAACUAAGACCAAAGCUCUGUCCUUUCUCUGAAUCACUGCUUCAAAGUCUUAAGAUUUUAAAUCUUAUUUUGCCAUUGCAACUACCUCCUCGUCAUUAUCCUAUCGGACAUCAGUUGUGGUUUGAUGAAUUGAUGACACUGUGGAAGGUAUGCCACAAUGGUUCAACAUGGGAAAACACUAUGUUAUAUUUAAUUGCGGAAUUGGCGGCUUGGAAUAUUGGGUAUAUUGAUUGGGAACCGCAUAUACCCUUAAUGUUUACUAGAUUUAUACGAUACCUAGAACUGCCAGUAACAUAUAAACGGAUACGAAACGACCCAAUUUUUCAUAAAGUAGAAAUGACAUCGAUAACUAGGUGGAUAGUAGCAACCUUGGGAAAUGGCUCGAGCACACAGGUGUAUUUGGAAAAAUUCUUGAAAACUAUAGAAACGUAUUUUUAUUCAGCAAAUUUUGGGAAAUGGAUGCAAAAGUUGAACGAACUCCUUGUCGAACUUCCACGUCAUUUCAUCUCACGUUUACGCGUAGAAAGAUAUGUUAAAAAGACAUGGGAAACUCCAAUUCCCGACAAUUACAAAUUAACCGAUUCUGAUGUUGACGCUUUCGUCAAGUGUAUGUUGCCGGUAACUAUGACAGCUAUGUUUAAUAUGAGUUGUAUAAAGGAUACCCAUCAGGCUUUACAGUAUCUAGCUACUAUGAGACCGAGUUUAGUGAUACCAGACGUGUUUAAGAGAAUGCAAUCUGCAUUUGAUUCUCCGACCCAACCGCAUAAACUUACAGCUUCGAUUAUUUGUAUGGAGGCUGUUGCUAGACCAAUGGUGCAAGGCUCUAGGAAUAUAAAUAAAGGUUACGUUUAUUCGGAAGGACCAACGCACGUGGUGCAGCUGUUACUUUCCUUGCUACCCGGAAUUGAUGCCAAUGACAGCAGAAAAACUUUUGCUACGCUCAGAUUUAUCACCGGUUAUGCCACGCUGAUCUCCAUUGUGGACUCUUCUAAAUCUACCUCGGUUAUGACCGAAGAGGAGAGAACAGUCUGCGAGACAACGUUGUACUUUGAGGACUUUAUAUUACAGUUCCUGGACAGAGUGUUCACGUUUAUAGAAUCCAGCUCGUCGGAGAACGUGCUCGAGAACCGCAGUGAUAACUCGAAGGACAAACUCGAGUCGAUCGCGGAGAAAUUGCUUGCAAGCGUGUGCAUGAGCCUCCUGAGGCAGAUGAGCGAUACGAUUUUCAAGAGUGCUCUGCGCAAGCUGUACACGUUCAUGAUGGAACGGAUCCCCGAGACGAAAGUAGCGGGCCAACUGACGGCGGUCGUAUACAAUAGUUUUUCUCGCUUCAAUGGACGCGAGACUCUGCGCGUGCUAUUGCCCGUGCUCGUGAAAAGAAUUUUAUCGCUGGUCAACGACGAAGACGUUCUGAAGGAGGAGAACUUGGACCAUCGUCUCUUACACGCUAUGCGUAUACUAUCUGCGAUCGUUGACACGCCUGGCAACAAUUUGAUAUUGCAUAUGGAUACGCUGUUCGAUGUCCUCGAUCGCGUUCUACUUUUGAGAUCAACGGACGGCAAUAGACUGGCCUGCUUUUUGUUGAAGCGCAUUUUAACAUCAUUGUCGACAAUCACUCCGUGGCAGUGCAGAUCCAGCGAGAGAGACUACAACGAUCCUAACUACCCUUACUUUAAAGAAUGGGGUCAAGGCGCAGAUCUUGAUAAUUUUCACAUCAACUGGUAUAUUCCCGGCGAAGAAGAAAUCGCAGUCGUACAGCGAAUAUUCUUAAAAUAUUUGACAGUUGAAAUUGAUAAGCUCAAUAGUUACUGCAAAAAUACUAGCAUAUUAAGUAGGGAGGAACUGUUGGCUAGUUUGAACACUGUGUCCAGUAUUGUCAAAGGUUCCGCAUCUGUCCUACCAGUGUGGACGGAAGCACCGCUCGAAUUGGUCAAGUCUUCUGUGAAAUGCAGUAUGUCUACAACGUGCACGUGCGGAAUAAAAGGAUACGUUACGAUGCCGGACGGAAGUAACGUUAGACGUUAUCUUGUCGAAAUCAUGAGCCAAGUCCAACAGGCAAUGCUUAAGAAUGCUGAGGACGACAUAAAGAGUUUCUUUGGACUGAUCCAGAUUUGGACUAGUCUGUUAUUACGAAAGACAAAAUGGCGCAAAUGGCAUGAAUGGCACAAGAUUUUUGGGAAGCUAAAAACGCAAUUUGAUGAUAAAUUGGUGGGAAAUAAGAAUGAUAUAGCCUUGGUGGUGAUCGCUCGCUGUAUCCUUCAACACGAGUUCAGAUUGAAUUCGCAAUCGACGACCACUGUCGCACUUACGGAAACUCAUAAGCGAAUAAUACUACAACUGUUCACUCUGGCUGUGAGCAGGUAUGCGAACGUACGCUUUAAAGCUCAAGCCAGUCUCUUCUCUACCUUUGAAAAUUUUCCAUAUUCUUCUACACUUAUAUUGCCUGAUCUUAUUGAAAUUUUGGGAAAAGAUACCGAGAAGUAUCACGAUGCAUAUAAGGGUGCUCUGUAUAUAUUACUCGGACUGCGCAACAAUCCCAUUGUUGACAGGGAAGGAGAGUUCAACAUCGCAUCACUGUUAUGGCCAGCCCUUGUACUUUCCAAGCCGUCCGAAAAGCUCUCUGUGAUCCGCCUGAAAGAAAACAUCGUGAACUCCAUAAAGCGAAACUUCAAUUUGUGUACGCUCAAAUUGGAAAUAUCCGACGCGUGUUUGAUAGCUGCACGCGCCUUGUGGCAACACUCGCCGCAACCAGCUUUGCCACAGCCUGAUGAAAACGAGAUAGAGGAGGGUGCGCGAAAACUGGAGGGAUUAAAUGAUUCUAAUCUGGCGGCGUACUACAAGUUACUCGGUGAACUUUUACGUUGUAUACUCGAAGAAUCUCUGCAUUGGCGGCACAGAUUAAUGGUGAUGAACUUCAUAAAAAAAUUGGUGCAUCUGGAACACGCUUAUCCCGCGAAAUUGGUGCGUUAUUUCUCGCAAGCGCUUAUACACGAAUCCUUGGAAGAGAGGAAAAUUGCCAUCCAUAUAGUGGGAUUCAUGUUGAAACAGCAAAAGCGAAAACAUGUAAAGGUAACGGUCGACGUGCGCAGUUUGUCCAAGCGCGAAGAGGAGAGCGCACCAGAGGAGGAAAAAUCGCAAAGUGCAAUUGUGCCUGGCAUGAGAGCUGACAAUUCUUGGCUUCAGUAUAAUUACGCAACCCGUCCGUUAACCGCCCAACAGUGGGACGAAUCUAGAUACGUUCAUCAAUUGCACAUAGGUUACUACGCUUGGCCAAAAAUUGUAGAGGUGUACGCACCUUCGUCUCAACAGCCCUGCCUCGACCCGGAAAUCCGCGAGCUAACGGAUUGCGAGAAGGAGAUCCACUCCUUCUUCGAUGACCCACAUAACAUCGAAAAGCUUAUUAAUUAUUUCAGUCUGGAGGAGAAGAUACAAGGAUUCAAUGUACCUAGAUAUCUACUGUUCAAGGGCCUGUUUCGUAAUCACGGGAUUGUUCACUUGAAGCAUUUCCUGCCACAUUUGCAGCGAUUGGUGACGGACAAACACAAAAGUAGCCAACUAUGUGCCGCGGAGAUCACAAGCGGGAUCAUUAGAGGCGCUAAGCACUGGCCGUUUCAGAUGACGUGCGACCUGUGGCAGGCACUAUUGCCCGUCGUAAGAACCGCGGUUGAAAAUAUAGUGGCUGAAACCGUUCCUGGCUGGGCUUAUUGCUUCAAGAUAAUACAAAAAAAUAGAGAUCCCAAUAGGUGUCACUGGCUACUUGAGUGUUUAAUGGAGGAGCCACCACUGAAAGACUCGGUCGAGGAAUGUGGCCGUCUGUACCUGCUACAGUCCAUCUUGAAUUCGCAUACGUGGCGGAUAACGGAACUGAAACAACGUCUGCUGACGCGUUUGGAGAAUCGAUUGCUGACGAGUCCGUUUCAGAAUGUUCGACAUGGUCUGGCAUUGGUGUUGAGCUAUACUAUAUUCUAUACUGAUCUGAGAACCCCGUACCAUGCAACCGACAGCGCGACUCCGCGAAUGCAGACUCUGAUCGAUAAGAUUGUACCGAGAUUGCAGCAACUUGUAAAGAACAUAAACGACGUCAUGAUCAAACCGAGCCUCAAGGAGAAUUUAUUAAAAAAAGUGGCCGACAUUUCGGUUGACGAGCCAAAAAGAGCGAUCGAGCCAACAAGAUCCGAAACGGAACAACAAGAGAUGCUUAUAAGAUUGUUGAAAACCGUUUGCAAAUGGAUUAAAUAUAGCCUGUAUCGUUCGAACUACUCCACAAAGUUAGGAUUUUACGAGAUAUUUCCAAUCGUAUGUCAAUUAGAAAACUGGGAAGCUGACGAAGAGCUUAAAACGUUGUGUUUAAAUACCUCAGCGAGGCUCGCACAUGCAUUUGUGUUGCCAGAGGAUAUGUCGGUAAUACUGGCUACGGUGAAAAUGGUAUCGGAACUUUCAUCGUGGUCCGCUAGGUUCAACAGUUUGGAAUUCCUUAAAGUAUUUGUUUUUCACAAUAUGGGCAUAAUUCUUAGCAACGUAUUGUGGAUUAACUCCGUUGAAGAUAUCGUUUUGCGUCUGUUGGAAGACGACUGUUUAGAAGUCAGAGAGAAAGCUGGUCAAGUACUCGGUGGACUGUUGCACUGCACGUUUAUCACGGAUCAAGAGAAAUUGCUGGAGGUGUUUAAGAGAAAAGCAAAGACCCGAUUGCAAACCAGAAAUAAUUCUAGUGAUCAACACGCAUCAAAAGAGACAUUCAAGAGUGAUGCUAUACGUGUACGCCAUGGUGCCGUGCUUGGACUAUGCGCUUUCAUUAACGCUCAUCCAUAUGAUAUACCCAAAUAUGUACCUUCGAUCUUCGAAUGUCUCAGCCUUCACAUGAAUGAUCCACCACCUAUACCGGUGGCAAUAAAGGACACGUUGAAUGAUUUCAAACGGACGCAUUACGACGAUUUCACAGGAAUUAGAGGCCAUGCCCAAUGCUUGACGGAAGAACAAUUAGCUAUUUUAGACGACUUAGCAGCGCCACCAUCAUACUAUGCUUAAUCAGGGGUGAUUUUACAACACACUAUAACAAUAUGAUGUAUAUGCACAUUUCUAAUGCUAACUCAUGCUAAUUUUGUAUCUAAGAAAUGUAACGUGGUCAUUAAAACCUAAAACAAAUUAAAUGGCAUUUUAGCCUACAUACAUUGGUUAUUUUCAUUAUUUAUAAUUUUACUGAUAAUAUAAUCUGACAAAGUACAAAUACCAUAUUAGGAGAGUCUUGAUUUGAACUACAUUUUCUUGUCGUUGUAAAUGUUACAUCGAGAUAAAAGCAUCAUUAAGUUUCUUCAACAUUUAAGUUUUGGUUAAAUUUGUAUCAAAUGCUUGGUAUGUGCAAAAUGAAAAGUAAACAUUAAGUAUUUGUAAUUUUAUCAUGAGAAAAUAAUUUACUCGUCAGCAAACCAAAUUUGCUUAGGUUAAAGAACUUGAAAGACUCGAACGAGGUAUUAAAUUUUUUUUCGAGUUACAUUCCAUCAUUUUUUAUUUAGACAGUCUAACUAUUUCUUGUUGAUACAUGAUUAUUUUCGACGGUAUAAUUAUCGAUUGGUUGUAAUGGUCACCAAUAAUUGAAGAUACAUAAAAUAAAUCAAUUAUGAAGUAUCUGACAGCGAUGACAUAAAAAAUAUAAUAUAUAAAGUAAAAUAUUCAAUAUUGUUAUCCAAGUAAAAAGUACAUACAAUUUUUUUGUUUUUUCCCCAAAUGUAUUCUUGGCUUAUAUAAGUUUGUUUCGUAAAUACUAUUUUAGCGAUAUCUUUUUAAGUGUUACGACAAAUAAUAUGUUCUAGGUGUCUUAAAUAAUAUAGUAUACUUGGUAUAUUAAUUAUAUAUAUAUAACAAAAUACUGUAAUACGUUGUAUAAAUUAAGUUAUAUGACAAGUUUUUAUGCACAGGAUGACAUUUAUCUAUUUUAUAAUAAAUAUUACUAAAAGACAA